Molecule: messenger RNA, 660 nt
Organism: Naegleria fowleri
Lineage: Eukaryota; Heterolobosea; Eutetramitea; Acrasida; Naegleriidae
Exons: 3
Coding region: 1-660 (219 amino acids)
Source: RefSeq, a predicted model, not a curated record
AUGGCAACCACAGCCCACAUGGGAGCUCCACAAGGUGGAUCAUCAUCGGGGAAUACGCUUUCUUCGCUCUCCUCAAUGAAUCAUGUCAAGUCGAGAAAAAAGGGAAUGGAAUUUACGGAUGUCAAAGUGUGUCGGGGCUACCAAAACAAACUGGGAACCAUUGAUGCAAAUACAGCAAACGUUGGAGGAAGUAUAAUGAUUAAUCAGAUUAAGAAAAAUCACACAGUAAAUAUGAUGUCCAUGAAAAAGAGGGUUGACAAUGAUUUACCGUGGUCAUACAAAUAUUCAAAGAAUUUCAAUAUUGCACGGGUGAGCCCUCCAAAGAAGAUCAAAUCAUUGGCUCCUCUGAAAGAAGUUCGACAUGCGUCAGGUUCUUCUCCAAGCAAACAACCACAUUCAGCACGAGAAUAUACAUCAAAAGGAAGCAAACUAGAUUUAAAUGGGGUUCCACAAUAUGUUGAAGGUUUCAUUUCCUCGAAUUCUUGUGGUACAGAUACUCCUUCUAAGGACGAUGAGGAAGAGGUUGAUGAAAAUUUUGGAGAAAUUGAGGAAGAAGCACCUUUCACUUCUGAAUCUCAUGAAGACACUAAGAAUGAAGGUAAAAAUCAAUACUCUCGCGCUCCACACGAAGAGGGCCUUUCACUACAGAAAGUGGAGUAA